AUGAGACUGAGGGGGCAGUAGGUUAUGAAUGAUCCAGUGGUGUAUUAGACUGGUGUAGUGGUGGAUCAUUUAAUGCCGAGUCCUUGGGAUUAUUCCAUCAAGACAUUGCACAGAGGAUGCCAGUGUUUGCACAUACAGCUACAAGCCUCAGUUAUGAAACACAGACACACACACCCCUACUCAUAAAUAGCAGACACACUCACCCAUUUUCUCACACAAUGGGUGUUUUGGACUUUAGUCACAUACACAAAUACUGGAUGUGCAAUUCCAAAAUUGCAAUAUUAUGGCACUAGACUGUGAACCCCACAUACACACCUAUCCACGCACACACACACACACACACACGCACACACACACACACACACACACACACACACACACACACACACACACACACACACACACACACACACACACACACACACACACACACACACACACAGACAGACACAGCCCUUCACCUGACACACCCUUGCUGGCCUAGGGGUGGAUAGCACACAGCACAACUGGGAGAGAGAGAGAUUACCAGGUGAGUCACAGACAUGCAGUUUCAUGCUCUAAGUAUGGGCACAGACACACACACACACACACACACACACCGAUUCACUAUUAAAUUAGCUGACUAUUCAGGGGAAAUCUACUCACGACUUCUCAAAUGCAUAAUAGUGACAGUGAAAGGUACAUGGAGCUGUGCUGUAGUUCACUUCGUCCAAGAUAAAGAUCAAGAUCCAUAUUGAAAAUCCAUAUUGAAUGCCAGUGGCUGUGAGUCAGUGUCUUUUACCUAAAUAGCAUUCUAUUCCUUACAUAGUGCAGCCCUUUGGGCCCAGGUCAAAAGCAAUGUACUAUAGGGAAUAGGGUUCCAUUUAGGACUCUGUCAGUGUGUUGUGCGUUUGAUGGACAUUGCAUGUCUUCACUGGGGCCCCCUGGAUUGCCGUGACUCCCAGGCUGGCAUGAGUUGUUCAUUAUUCAGGAGAUCGACUGUGUUUUUGUGAACAGAAAUGUGGUUAGGAUUAGGCAUGGUGGCCAACGUGGACAGAAUGCUAAGGAAAUGCAUCUGUAAGAUAUGAAGAUAAAAAACCACAUGUUUGUUGUAGCCUAUGGGCAGGUUUGGGCAUCGUUUGGGGGUGGUUACAUCCUUGUGCUCAUUGCAUGCUGUUGCCUGAUGUGAGGAUUGUGGGUAAUUGUGAUGUAGGAGACAUCAAAUUGGGAGGGGCAGUAAUUGCGCAUGCAUAUGAAAGAUAAUGAUGAAUAGAAUGUAGGGAGGGCAAUUAUUUUGUUGAUAGUUCCUCGUCUGUCUUAGGCUGGAUGAAGAAGAGUAUAUCUUCCUUGUACAGAGGGAGGUAUGAGUACCUAUUCUCGUUUGGGUAUAGUUCCAUCAUUGUGCGAGGCUUGUGCUCAGGGCACGCUGUUGCCUGCAGUGAGGAUUGUGGGUAAUUGUGAUGCAGGAGACAUCAACCUGGGAGGGGUAGUACUUGCGCCUGUCAUUGCUCCUCCUAGGACACCGGGUUGAAUUUAGGAAGGAAUGCAAUUGCUCUAAUCAGAUUAUGCAGAAAAAUCUGAAUCAUCUAUAGAGAGAAUGUUGACAAUGUCAAAGAGACACAUACAAUGAUAGGGAUGACCAGCACACAUGGUCCGGUUUGGACCGGUCUGGUCCGGUCUGGUCUGGUCCGGUCCGGUUUGGUCUGGUCCGGUCUGGUCCGGUUUGGACCGGUCUGGUCCGGUCCGGUCUGGAGGCCUUUCACGUUUGUUUUCAGUACUAUUUCAGUAGUGUUUGUUUAGGAUGUUUUAUGUGUUUUGGUUAGAAGGAUAGAGAGAUGUAGGGACUCUGUUUCAGAUAUGCUAUCUUCAUCUUCAGGGGAUUUUUAUUAUUGAAUCAGGGUUAUAUGAGAAAAUCAUAUCUAAUUUGCCAUGUAACUUUUAUGUUGGUAGAAUAUCACACAUUCUUUAUAUUUAUUAUCGUAUCUAUCUGUUUAUUAUUGUCUAGUAAAAAUGAAAGGAUCUUCUUUAGAGGACAUUAUGUCAUCAAUGGUCUUGAAAUGUGAGUUUAUAGCUCCCAUAUAUCAUUAUAACAUUCUGUUUUAAUCUUUAUGACUGCCAGUCAGUGGUCCUGCUAGGGCCCUGUUCUGUGGGGCAGGUAGGUGCCAUACUAUCAGCUCAACAAGGCUGUCAUGUUGGUUGGUCCUGCUAGGGCCCUGUUCUGUGGGGCAGGUAGGUGCCAUACUAUCAGCUCAACAAGGCUGUCAUGUUGGUUGGUCCACAGAGAUCUGUCUGUGUGUGUUGUGUUCUCAACAAUGCUAACCUCACAUGUUGCAAGAUCCACAGUUAUCAAGUGGAUAAUCUGUCCUAAUCUCUGAAUGUCCCUGUGUGUGUCCUCGUAAGUGAUGCCAACGACACGGAUGUGCUGUCGGACUCUGAGUCGGAGCUGGGCGGUCUAGAGCAGCUGGAGAGAGGCAGCACGGACACCCUGUCCAACGGUUGCCGUGCCGACUGUAACGCCGCCAAACGCCUGGCCAAGCGCCUGUUCUACCUGGAGGGCUUCAAACGCUGCGAUGUGGCACGCCACCUGGGCAAGAAGUGGGGUUUCAGGCAUACACACACACAAGACCACACACACAAGACCACACACACAAGACCACACACACACACUGUCAUUCAGUCACACAUGUAUAUGUCUCACAGUGUUUAUAUUGUACUAUAUGUAUUUUAUAUCAUCUUAAACUUCACCCCUCUCUCUCUCUCUCUCUCUCUCUCUCUCUUUCUCUCUCUCUCUCUCUCUCUCUAUCGCUCCCCAUCCCUCCUCCCUCUGUCCAUCAUCCAGUAAUGAGUUCAGCCAGCUGGUGGCGUCAGAGUACCUCAGCUUCUUUGAUUUCUCUGGCCUGUCAUUGGACAAGGCCCUGAGGUAAGACCAGUCAGCCCAGUCAGCACUAUUCUCACAGCCCUGCUCACAACACAUUAGCCUAUCGUUGAUUUUUGAGUAUAGAGCUCUAUUUUGCGAUACAGUCAACUGUCAACUCCUGGUAUACAGUAUACCAUGAUUUGGGACUGUCUUAAAUGCAUGUAUUAAACCACAGCAUGCAGAUAUCCAGAGUAAAUGAACAUGUUUGUAUUGGGAGCGGUGAACCACAGAGUUUCCACUGUACUGUACUGUACUAGUCUACUGUAGCCUUACUCUUACGUCGCCAUUAGCGAUUUCCAAAAUAAACUUGAGGAAGCCUAGAAAUGGAGGUUGUAGCUUAUAGCCUAUAUCACUGUACGGACAGAUACACUGCAUUCUAGCCUGAAAUCAAUACUGCCUUCUCAUUCGUUGGUCUUUGACCUAAUUCUCAGGAACUUCCUGAAAGCCUUUCCUCUGAUGGGGGAGACCCAGGAGAGAGAAAGGAUCCUGGUCCACUUCUCUAAGAGGUUCUGUGUCUGCAACCCCACAGCCCUCGCCCCCGAAGGAAAGGACAUAUCCAAACGGAAUGAUGAUGAUGAUGAUGAAGAUGAUGGUGAUGAUGAUGAUUAUUAUAAUUAGGGUGUUGGGGAGGCUUGGGAAGACUAUGAUGAGGAUGAGGAUGACGACGAUAACAGCUUUGUUGCCUUGAAUGAAAAACCAGUGCCGGCUCUUGCCACUAAGCGACAUAAGAGGACGCUUAGGGCCCCAUGGCUGCUAGGGGGCCCCCGACCCCCCUUCCUUUUCUUAGGAAGUCAGAAUAGUAGAACACACAAGGUGCAAUUUCAAAAUUUGGUAGUGCAUCAGCAGUUUUUUUUUCUUGUUAUGUCAGUCAUAGACAGUCACUCAAUUAGCCCAUGUCAGCUAACAUUUUAUAGAUUACUAGGUAAAUUAGUCUAGCCAGCUAUCUAAACCUCAUUGCCAAAUUACUGACCGGGUAUGCAAGGCACGUGCCCAGGGUCCCUGACCUCCAGGGGGCCCCCAUUGACUUUGUUAGUCAUGCUCACUCAGAUAGCAUAUUAACAAGACAUACAGUGCCUUCAGAAAGUAUUCACACUCCUAUACUUUUUCCACAUUUUGUUGUGUUACAAAGUGGGAUUAAAAUUGAUUUAAUUGUCAUUUUUUGUCAAUAAUCUAUACAAAAUACUCUGUAAUGUCAAAGUGGAAGACAAAUUCUAACAUUUGUAAAAAACAAACAAAAAACCCACACAUAUCUCUAAGAGCUUUGCACACCUGGAUUGUACAAUAAAUUCAUUAUUCUUUUUUAAAUUCUUCAAGCUCUGCCAAGUUGGUUGUUGAUCAUUGCUAGACAGCCAUUUACAAUUAUUGCCAUAGAUUUUCAAGCCAAUCUAUGUCAAAACUGUAACUAGGACAUUCAGCGUCGUCUUGGUAAGCAACUCCAGUGUAUAUUUGGCCUUGUAUUUUAGGUUAUUGUCCUGCUGAAAGGUGAAUUUGUCUGUUGGAAAGCAGACUGAAGCAGGUUUUUCUCUAGGAUUUUGCCUGUGCUUCCCUCUAUUCCGUUUAUUUUUAUAAUAAAAAACACUAGUCCUUACCGAUGACAAGCACACCCAUAACAUGAUGCACCCACCACCAUGCUUGAAAAUAUGAAGAGUGGUACUCAGUGAUGUGUUGUGUUAGAUUUGCCCCCAAACAUAACGCUUUUUAUUCAGGACAUAAAGUUAAUUUCUUUGCCACAUCUUUUGCAGUUUUACUUUAGUGCCUUAUUGCAAACAGGAUGCAUGUUUUGGAAUAUUUUUAUUCUGUACAGGCUUCCUUCUUCUCACUCUGUCAAUUAGGUUAGUAUUGUGGAGUAACUACAAUGUUGUUGAUCCAUCCUCAGUUGUCUCCUAUCACAGCCAUUAAACUGCAACUGUUUUAAAGUGACCACUGGCCUCAUGGUGAAAUCCCUGAGCGGUUUCCUUCUUCUCUGGCAACUUAGUUAGGAAGGACGCCUGUAUCUUAUUAGUGACUGGGUGUAUUGAUACACCAUCUAAAGUGUAAUUAAUAACUUCACCAUGCUCAAAGGGAUAUUCAAUGUCAGCUUUUUUUUUUUACAAUCUACCAGUAGGUGUGAGGCAUUGGAAAACCUCCCUGGUCUUUGAGAUUGAAUCUGUGUUUGAAAUUCACUGCUCGACUGAGGGACCUUACAAAUAAUUGUAUGUGUGGGGUACAGAGAUGAGGUAGUCAUUAAAAAAUAAUGUUAAACACAAUUCUUGCGCACAGAGUGAGUCCAUGCAACUUAUUGUUACUUUUUAAGAAAAUGUUUACUCCUGAAUUUAUUUAGGCUUGCCAUAACAAAGGGGUUGAAUACUUAUUCACUCAAGACAUUUCAGCUUUUCAUUUUUAAUUAAUUAGGAAAACAUUUCUAAAAACAUAAUUACGCUUUGACAUUAUGGGGUAUUCUGUGUGACAAAAAAAUCUCCAUUUAAUCAAUUUUAAAUUCAGGCUGUAACACAACAAAAUGUGGAAAAAGUUAAGGGGUUUGAAAACUUUCUGAAGGCAUUGUAAGUCAUGGCAAAAUGUGUAUAAAGAAAUAUGCUUUAAAACGGCAACAUUUUCUCUACGCCCCAUGGCAAAAUGUGUAGAAUUGCAGGACAUUAACAUUAGAGUUUCUCUUCGUCAUCAAGAGGUGGGCCACUAAAAAUGUUUUGCCCGCAAGGUGGGGCUGCCCCCAACCAAAUCUCGCUUAGGGCCCCCCAAAAAACAUUUAAAAAAACAAUACAUUUCUUACAUUUACAUUUUGAAUAGCAUAUUAUAAAGUAUUCUGCCAGGUAUUGUUGAGACUUCAAAAUAUAAAAUAGUCAUCCAUGACAUUUAGAUAACAACAUUGAAAAACAUGUUUUCUUCUUCCAACAGACGGAGCCCAUACGUUAACCUGCGCCCUGAUGCUGCUCAACACUGAUCUACAUGGACACGUAUGUACAGCUCUGUUAUCAAACCUACAAUCUGUGGAGGGAGAUGGAUGGAAAUCAAUGUACAGGCAGGAUCCCCCAGAAAUACUCAUAAAUCCUAUUUGACAUACAGCAUACUCACACACCAACACUAUUGACAUAGAAAAACCUACUGUAGUCGACUCAUUUUAUUUAUAUUUUAUGCUUGGCUGUCUUUCAGAAUAAGAAUAAUCCCCCCCCCCCCCCUUUAAGCCAGGCAACACCUGUUUAGAAGUGAUGUGCUGCAUCAACAAUAGCUUCUCUCUCUCGCUCGCUCUCUCUCUCUCAAUCUCCAUCUCUCUUCUGUCCUCUGUCCUACUUUUUUGCCUCUUCACCUCUGCUCCUUCUGUCUCCUCUUUCUGUCUCCUCUUUCUGUCUCCUCUUUCUGUCUCCUACUACUAAAUACCACAGUAUACUAACUCUUAUCCAGUGUUAAUUUAACACGCGCUCUCACAAUUUAACUCUCUGUUCUUGUAUGUAUACUAACAGAUCCUCUCCUGCAUCUAACGCACUCUCUCUCCCUCCUUCGGUUAUUCACCUCUCCUCUCAUUCCAUCUAUCCUCCUGGGUUCUGUCUGAUCUCUGUGUAACCUCUGGCUGUCCUGCUCCGUAGGUGGUAAGUGGCCUUUAGCACUAACCUCUUCUGUGUCUCUCCAUAAACAGUACACAGUAUAUCUGUGGCUGUAAUGUAACCAAUGAACACAUAGUGCACGAUGAGGAGAAUAGCUAGUGCCCUACCUGCACAGCACUGACACCUAGUGGUAAAUAUAUUUGAAGGUUUCUCAACAGAUACAGUAUUUAGCUUUAAUUCUCUGUGUGGUUUUGUUUCUCUUGUCCAGAACAUUGGGAAGAAGAUGUCUUGCCAGCAGUUCAUCAGUAAUCUGGAUAGCCUAAACGACGGUAAAGACUUCCCUAAAGACCUAUUAAAGGUACGGUAAUCAACGCUAGGACAAUAUUGCUAAUGUAAUAUUUGGUCAGAUUCCAAGUUUGGCGUUACUCUGAAGUUCAUCCAGUUCAAUCAGGUGUAAUGUGAGUUUUCUCUCCCACCAUUUUGAUUUCUUCACUUCCUCUUCCUGUUUAGGUGCUGUAUAAUUCAAUAAAGAACGAGAAGCUUGAAUGGGCAAUGUGAGUAUCCAUUCUCAGGUGUGUGUGUGUGUAUGAUGCGCGUUCGUGUGUGCACGUGCGUGUGUGCACGUGCGUGUGUGUGUCCUAUGUUAUAUCUGAUGUAUGAUGUAUUGCAGUGAGGAAGAGGAGUUCAGGAAGAGUCUAUCGGAGCUGGUGGAGGAGCAGUGUGAGGGAGGGGGGAAGAGGGGGGUUGCCAGGGUAACAGAUGGCAAUAACCCUUUCAUCGCCAUCCCCAUCCUACUCAACGCUGUCACCUAUAAACAUGGUGUCCUGACCCGCAAGAGCCACGCAGACAUGGACGGCAAACGCAGUGAGGACACACACACACACACACACACACACACACAUAGAUUGGCUUAGGCUAGGUUGAAAGGGGAUUUCUUAGAGCGUGAAUCUUCAGUUAUUGGGAUUUAAACAACGUUAGAAAUAACGGUUGUCUCACUCUCUCUUCUCUCCCUCUCUCUCUAGCCCCACGAGGACGGCGAGGCUGGAAGAAGUUCUAUGCGGUUCUAAAGGGGAUGAUCCUUUAUCUCCAGAAGGUACCAGAUACCUCUCCGUUACCAUAGAAACAGACUUCUACCACUGCAGUAGUGGUGACAAGGGGAUGCAGCAGUGGUAGCUCAGCUGCAUGUGUGUGUGACACUCUCUGUCCCCCCCCCCCCCCCCCCCACACACACACACACACACACACAGUAGUAGGAGCUAUCUGACAACUUUAUAUGUGUAUGUCUCCCCCUGUUGACAGGAUGAGUAUAAGGCUGAUGCAGAGCUGUGUGAGGGGGACCUGAAGAACGCUGUGCGUAUCCACCAUGCGUUAGCCACCCGCGCUACAGACUACAGCAAAAGACCCAACGUCCUUAAACUAAAGACCUCUGACUGGAGGGUGUUCCUGCUGCAGGCACCGUAAGACCUCUGCUACUCUGGCCUGUAGGGUAGGCCUGUUAAUGGGAACGAGCUUUAUGUCCCCUAAUGCACUAUUGUUAUUUUGUCACGCAAUGAUAACUGACUUUCAUGAUGUACAGAAAUGUGGCGUUAUUAUUAGCAGAAUAUUAUUAGCCUUUAGAUAUUUUGUCGCAACUUGUGGCAUAAUCUCUCUCAUAAUAUAAUAAUAUUCAUGUAUACCAUUUAGCAGACACUUUUAUCCAAAAUGAAUUACAGUCAUGCAUGCAUACAUCUGACGUAGACAGGGUGGUCCUGGGAAUCGAACCCACAAUCCUGACACUAAAAGUGCCAUGUUCUACCAACUGAGCACACACAGACACAUAAAAAUCUAUCUUUCCCCCCUGUCUCUCUCUCUCUCUCUCUGUAGGAGUGAGGAGGAGAUGAUGUCGUGGAUAUUCCGUAUUAACCUGGUAGCAGCUCUGUUCUCUGCCCCGGCCUUUCCUGCUGCCAUCGGCUCCAUGAAGACGUUCUGUAGACCGCUACUGCCCUCCUCCUCUACCCGGCUAAACCAGGUACACACACAUUAACUUGUGUGUGUUCAUGCAAUCACACACAUGCACAAUGCAUGCACACACUCUCUCACACAUAUUCGGUACACACAGCCACAAAUAUAGCAUAGUUUGAUAGGUCCUUACAGUGCACCCUAGAUUGAUUGUGGUAUGUGAUUGGCUGUUACUGCUGCCUGCUGGUUGAUGGGUUGCUGCGAUUGGUGCAGGAGGAGCAGCUGCAGUUUCACGAGGGGAAGCUGAAGCAGAUGAGUAUGGAGGUGGAGGAACACAGGAAGAGCCCGCCCUCGCCUUCUCCCAAGAGCAGAGAGUGGGAGGAGUACCGAAUCAAAGAGCACUACCUCAUAUAUGAGGUAAGAGACACAGCAGUUAGGUAGGUAGGCAGGCAGGCAGAUAGACUUCUGGCCCACAUCAUUUUGCAUAAUGUGUGUAGUUUAUCUCAAAGGAGAAAUGUUGCAUCUCUUUCUCCCUCUCUCUCGCUCUCUCUCUUUCUCUCUCUUUUUUUUUUUUUUUUUAAUUAGGGGGUGGAUCAGCUUUAAUAUUGCAGAUAGAUUGUAGCUUCCAUCAAUGUAAUUGUCUGCAUUAUUUCCAAUCCCCUAUAUAUAUAUAUAUAUAUAUAUAUAUAUAUAUAUACAGUGAGGGAAAAAAGUAUUUAAUCCCCUGCUGAUUUUGUACGUUUGCCCACUGACAAAGAAAUGAUCAGUCUAUAAUUUUAAUGGUAGGUUUAAUUGAACAGUGAGAGACAGAAUAACAACAACAAAAUCCAGAAAAACGCAUGUCAAAAAUGUUAUAAAUUGAUUUGCAUUUUAAUGAGGGAAAUAAGUAUUUGACCCCCUCUCAAUCAGAAAGAUUUCUGGCUCCCAGGUGUCUUUUAUACAGGUAACGAGCUGAGAUUAGGAGCACACUCUUAAAGGGAGUGCUCCUAAUCUCAGCUUGUUACCUGUAUAAAAGACACCUGUCCACAGAAGCAAUCAAUCAAUCAGAUUCCAAACUCUCCACCAUGGCUAAGACCAAAGAGCUCUCCAAGGAUGUCAGGGACAAGAUUGUAGACCUACACAAGGAUGGAAUGGGCUACAAGACCAUCGCCAAGCAGCUUGGUGAGAAGGUGACAACAGUUGAUGCUAUUAUUCGCAAAUGGAAGAAACACAAAAUAACUUUCAAUCUCCCUCGGCCUGGGGCUCCAUGCAAGAUCUCACCUCGUGGAGUUCCAAUGAUCAUGAGAACGGUGAGGAAUCAGCCCAGAACUACACGGGAGGAUCUUGUCAAUUAUCUCAAAGCAGCUGGGACCAUAGUCACCAAGAAAACAAUUGGUAACACACUACGCCGUGAAGGACUGAAAUCCUGCAGCGCCCGCAAGGUCCCCCUGCUCAAGAAAGCACAUAUACAGGCCCGUCUGAAGUUUGCCAAUUAACAUCUGAAUGAUUCAGAGGAGAACUGGAGAAAGUGUUGUGGUCAGAUGAGACCAAAAUUGAGCUCUUUGGCAUCAACUCAACUCGCCGUGUUUGGAGGAGGAGGAAUGCUGCCUAUGACCCCAAGAACACCAUUCCCACCGUCAAACAUGGAGGUGGAAACAUUAUGCUUUGGGGGUGUUUUUCUGCUAAGGGGACAGGACAACUUCACCACAUCAAAGGGACGAUGGACGGGGCCAUGUACCGUCAAAUCUUGGGUGAGAACCUCCUUCCCUCAGCCAGGGCAUUGAAAAUGGGUCGUGGAUGGGUAUUCCAGCAUGACAAUGACCCAAAACACACGGCCAAGGCAACAAAGGAGUGGCUCAAGAAGAAGCACAUUAAGGUCCUGGAGUGGCCUAGCCAGUCUCCAGACCUUAAUCCCAUAGAAAAUCUGUGGAGGGAGCUGAAGGUUCAAGUUGCCAAACGUCAGCCUCGUAACCUUAUUGACUUGGAGAAGAUCUGCAAAGAGGAGUGGAACAAAAUCCCUCCUGAGAUGUGUGCAAACCUGGUGGCCAACUACAAGAAACGUCUGACCUCUGUGAUUGCCAACAAGGGUUUUGCCACCAAGUACUAAGUCAUGUUUUGCAGAGGGGUCAAAUACUUAUUUCCCUCAUUAAAAUGCAAAUCAAUUUAUAACAUUUUUUAUAUGUGUUUUUCUGGAUUUUUUUGUUGUUGUUCUGUCUCUCACUGUUAAAAAAAACCUAUAGACUGACAAUUUCUUUGUCAGUGGGCAAACGUACAAAAUCAGCAGGGGAUCAAAUACUUUUUUCCCUCACUGUAUAUAAAUAGGCCUGUAUAAUUUUGUCUGGCUUGCAGUUCGAAAUGAAAUGGAAUAUUUUUUGCUCAUAUAAUUAAAAAAACAAGUCACUAGGUGUAGGCAAGGCCAUAAGCAAAUAGUUAAACUGGGAUAUAAUUAAAGAGUUAAUCAGGGGGAUUUUUCCACAAAUAGACAGGUAUUUUCAAUGUAUCGUCCAUGUAAAAAACCUUUCUGAUUAGGAUGAAUAGUAUCCGACAAUACCUUUUUUAUUCUUUGGGCUAUGCAUUUUGGCAGAAUUUUUGCAUCACAACACUGAAGUGUAAGGGGCCUCCAAUUUUUUUUAUGGACUGGAUCUUUAUAUUUACCACUUGGGUCCUGUUUCAGUAAUAAUGAAAUCAGACCUUCUUGUUGAGGAUCUGAUAAUCUACCAUUUAACGGUCCUCUAUGCCAUCCAUCCCUGGAGUUUUCCUGGACUUAAAGGCUUUAAUUGCAUCAAUAAGUUCCUCCUCUGUAAUUUGGCCUUCACAUGAAUCUUUCUGUACAGCUGUUAAUUUUAGAUUAUUAAUAGAAAAAUAAUCAAUACAAUUAACUUCGGUUAGUGGAGAUGGAGGAGACUGAAACGAAAACAUAUGCUUAAAUUACUUUGCUUCCUCUUUCAAAAUAUAGUUUGGUGAAUCAGGGGUGAGUCCAUAAUUUGUAAGAAGUUUCAGUAAAUUAUUUUUGGUAGCAUUUCUAUGUUGGCGAUUCAAAAAUAAUUUGGUGCAUUGUUCCCCAUAUUCUGUCCAGUUCGCUUUAUUUUUAUAAUAUAUUACACUUGAUCUUUCUUGAAUAAGUUCCUCCAUUUAUUUUAGUUUUUCCUCUAAUUUAUUCUGUGCCUCUAUGUUACAGUUCUUAUUGCUAUCUAUCUGUUCUGUUAGUCCUUCUAUUUCCUUUGUUAAUAUGAACUAUUUUGACCUAAAAUUGCUUUUGUUUUAAAGAUGAGUAUUGAAUUGCAUGGCCUCUAAAGGCACAUUUAAAAGUGCCCCAUACAAUAAGGGGAUCUGCUGUACCUAUGUUAUAUCGGGAAAAAGUCAGUUAUAAAUUAUUCUGUCCUAGUUAACUUGUUUUUAUCAUCCAAUAGGCUUUGAUUACAUUUCCAAUAUCCUCUCCCACGUGGAAAUUCUGUAAGAGUAAUGUAUAUGCCAAUUAUUUGAUGGUCCGACCGCAUUCUGUCCCCUAUCAACACUUUUUAAACUUUUGGUGCCAGCGAGAAGGACUUAAGAAAGUAGUCAAGACAACUAGCUUGAUUGAGUCUCCGCCAUGUAUAUCUCACUAGGUCAGGAUAUUUAAGCCUCCAUAUAUCCACUAUUUCCAAUAUAUCCAUGAUAUUCGUGAAUGAGGGUGAUAGUUUGUAGUGUGAUUUCCUUUACUGUCCAUUGAUGUAUUUAAAACCGUAUUAUAAUCUCCCACCAUAAUAAUAGAGUCUUGUAUUGCUUGUAGGCUUGAUAAAUUAUGAUAUGUAUUUUCAAAGAAGCGUGGAUCAUCAUUAUUUGGACCAUAUAGAUUAAUGAGCCAAAUCUGUUUAUGGUCCAAUAAAAACAUUUGAAUAAUCCAUCUACCUUGCGGAUCUGUUUGGACAAUUUGCACAUUCGUAACAAUAUUAUUGUUAAUUAAUAUCAUUGCUCGCUUUCUUUCUCUCUCACUCUCUUUCUCUCUCAUUUUCUCUUUCUCUCUCGCUUUCUCUCACUCUCUCUUUCUCUCUCUCUCUCUGUGUAACUGUUUCUCUGUGCAUAGGUCUGUGUAAAUCUCAAAUAGAUGUGCUGUUGUUGUGUUAUAGUUGUGACAGAAUCACGAUAUCAAUGUCCUAUAUUCCCUUUCUCUGUGUUUUUCCCCCAUCAUGAGUUAAUUUGACAUUCAUCCUCUUUCUCUCUGUAGGGGAGCAUUGUGUAAUAGCUAUGUGUUAAAUUAGCCAUAUGUGUGAUAUAUGCAUAUUUAUAGUCACAUCAUCUUCAUUCCCCCUCUCUCUCCAUUGCAGAAGAGUCGGUAUGAGACGUAUAUAAACCUGCUCCAGGCCAAGAUGAGGGCAGAGACAGACGACCUGGAGAAGAUAGAGGCUAGCGUGAUGAGCGGGAUCUGGGAGGGCCUAGGGGGGCGCGAGGGCUACCUCCGGAAGACCCAGUCCUCUCCUUCCAUCAGCCAGCACAGUCUCAAUGGCAAGGCCUCCGGACGCACUGCCCCGGGCCAGCGGAGUUGA
Coregonus sp. 'balchen' is the source of this 12872-nucleotide messenger RNA. The record is from the annotation of a GenBank genome assembly. Lineage: Eukaryota; Metazoa; Chordata; Actinopteri; Salmoniformes; Salmonidae.